This is a messenger RNA of Chlorocebus sabaeus (green monkey), 2416 nucleotides long. It is a transcript of the gene TAS2R10, whose product is annotated as taste 2 receptor member 10. Lineage: Eukaryota; Metazoa; Chordata; Mammalia; Primates; Cercopithecidae. Gene Ontology annotation, biological process: G protein-coupled receptor signaling pathway; sensory perception of taste. Gene Ontology annotation, cellular component: membrane. The record is from RefSeq and is a predicted model, not a curated record. Gene Ontology annotation, molecular function: G protein-coupled receptor activity; bitter taste receptor activity.
GAUAUAUUUGGAAAGGUCUUCACUGAGAAAUUUCUAAUUCCAUCAUAAGCCAUUACUGGGGCAAUUUCAAGUCUUUAUAUAACAAAUGAGAAGAAAGUCAUACUUCCAUCAAGCAGCCAAUAUAUGCCUCGUUCUGCAGGUAAUCUAAGAUAGACGUAACAGAAGCAAUAUUAAGAAUUAGCAGAUAUGCUAAGUGUAGUGGAAGGCAUCCUCAUUUUUGUUGUAAUUAGUGAGUCAGUAUUUGCGGUUUUAGGGAAUGGAUUUAUUGGACUUGUAAACUGCAUUGACUGUGCCAAGAAUAAGUUAUCUACAAUUGGCUUUAUUCUCACCGGCUUAGCUAUUUCUAGAAUUUUUCUGAUAUGGCUAAUAAUUACAGAUGGAUUCAUACGGAUAUUCUCUCCAGAUAUAUAUGUUUCUGGUAACCUAAUUGAAUAUAUUAGUUACUUUUGGGUAAUUUGUAAUCAAUCAAGUAUGUGGUUUGCCACCAGCCUCAGCAUCUUCUAUUUCCUGAAGAUAGCAAAUUUUUCCAACUACGUAUUUCUCUGGUUGAAGAGUAGAACAAAUAGGAUUCUUCCCCUUCUGAUGGGAUUCUUACUUAUUUCAUGCUUACUUAAUUUUGCAUAUAUUGCGAAGAUUCUUAAUGAUCUUAAAAUGAAGAAUGACACAGUCUGGCGUCUCAACAUAUUUAAAAAUGAAUACUUUAUUAAACAGAUUUUGCUAAAUCUGGGAGUCAUUUUCUUCUUUACACUAUCCCUAAUUACAAGUGUUUUGUUGAUCAUUUCCCUUUGGAGACACAACAGGCAGAUGCAAUCAAAUGUGACAGGACUGAGAGACUCCAACACUGAAGCUCAUGUGAAAGCAAUGAAAGUUUUAAUAUCUUUCAUCAUCCUCUUUAUCUUGUAUUUUAUAGGCAUAGCCAUAGAAGUAUCAUAUUUUACUGUGCCAGAAAACAAACUGUUGCUUAUGUUUGGAAUGACAACCACAGCCAUCUAUCCCUGGGGUCACUCAUUUAUCUUAAUUCUAGGAAACAGCAAGCUAAAGAAAGCCUCUUUGAGGGUACUACAGCAAUUGAAGUGCUGUGAGAAAAGGAAAAAUCUCAGAGCCACAUAGACACCUUGGGGAGAUAUGGAUGUUCCAUGAAAAGAAUCCAAUGAAUAAAUCCUUGAAGAUCUGUUUCACUGCACUGCAUUCUUGCUUUGUUUUAUUAACUGUGUCAUUAAAGAUCACUGAAAUCUUCCAUAAUUGUUUUGACUACGUUUCAGGGAAUCUCGUCUUUGAGGAGAUUUUAAUCUCACAUGCAAACUCAAUGGCUUAGUCAGCUUCCCCACCCUGCAACUUCUUCCUACAAACUUCCUAGAGGAAAACCAUCAGCCUGGAGACUAUUCACUGUAAAGAUUAUAACGGUGAGAAUAAGCUCUAAAAUAAGACUUCUUAUUGUGCUUUACCUGACUUUUCUGAAGCAAGGACACCUAUUCUCCAAGAAAACCCAAAGAAAAAAAAAAAAAAAGAAAGAAAGAAAAUUAGAUCAAUCUUGACAUUUAGAACAUGGAAGUGAGGAUAGAUGGUGGUGCUUCUUUUCAGCAUGCUAUUUUAAUUAUCUAAAGGGUUAUUUUUUUCAUUUUUUAAAAUCUAACAUCCUCUUUUACUGGUGUAUGUUUGAUGUGUAGCAAGUAGUCAGAGUAAUAGACGUAGUUCUGUGAAAUAUAGCUAGGGAAACAAGAGUCUAGUUGAGGGAUAUGGGAUCAAAACACUGAUGAAAUAAAUAUACUCUUCAUAAUCAGUGAUUUGAGAUAAGGCAGAUUAUGAACCAAUUAAAGUUGAGUGAAGAUUUUUCUAGAAGCAUAGAUCCAAAGGCUGUAAGAUUCAACGCAGUCCCUGACCAAAGGACACAAGAUGAACACAGGGUAGAAUCUGUGUGAAAUAUGAAAUGUUCUGUCUUAGAGCUUCAUACACACACACACACGCGCACACACACACACACGUUCAUCUACACAAACUUGCAGUCACAGACAUGUUUCAAAUUUUGGGUUUUAAAGUGAAAUUUUAUGUCCAACUCAGGUUAUAAACUCAAUGACUUAUUUUGGCAACUUCCAAAAGUGCCUUGAUCUCAUACUUAUGGCCUAAUAAGUGAAAUAUUUCCAAAUACAAGGACUUAAUUCAUUUUCUAUGUCAGGUUUCCAAAUCAAUAUUUUUAUAUUUUUAAACUAUUGUGUUUAGAAUGUACAGAUAAAGAGAUAACAGGAAAAAGAAAACCUAAUGCUGCUGCCUAUUUCAACCAAAUAUAUUGGCUCAUUGGAAAUUAUACUGUAAAAAUAACUAUGUUCUCCAUAUAGAUUAUGUUGAUAAUGUGGAAUUUAUUCAUUUUCCCAUGUUUUCAAAAAUUACUUAUACUAAUCAUUUUAAGGGGUACAUAACU